AUGGCUUCCAGCGAUAACACUGUUUGGAUCGUCACUGGCGGCAACAGAGGCAUCGGCCUUGGCUUCGUUAAAGCCCUCCUUGCUCGUCCCUCCGUCACCGUCAUCGCCACAGUUCGCAAUGACCAAGCCCGCACAUCUCUCGAUGAUGCUACUGUCGAUCUCGCAAAGGGUGACGGCACAACCUUGAGCAUUGUGCAGCUGGACUUUACUACCCCGCUCUCUCCUCACCAGAUCCGCAGAGCUUUCGACAUCGAUCACGUCGACGUUCUCGUCAACAAUGCCGCCGCCAGCUUCAAAUCUUAUCCUGUACUCGACAUCCCGACCGAUGACCUUCGCUCUGCGUUCGAUAUCAACACAAUCGGCCCCCUUACAGUUGUCCAGGGAGUUUGGCCCUUGUUGCAAAAGUCAUCUGCUCCCAAGGUGAUCAAUGUUUCAUCAUCUGUUGGCUGUAUAACCUACCAUGAAGUAGUCGCUGGUGCAUAUGGACCCAGCAAGGCUGCCUUGAACUGGCUUACGCGUGCUCUGCAUUUGCAGAAUGCGGACCUGGUAGCUUUUGCACUCCAUCCUGGUUUUGUUAAUACGGAAAUGGGCGAGUCUGCUGCUUCGGAGUGGGGAUUUCCUCAUGUUAUGCUUGAGGGCGUCGAGGAAGCAGUAAAGGGCAGUCUUGGAAUUAUCGACAGUGCUACGCGAGAAAAUGUCUCGGGCAAGUUUGUUAGUUACAAGGGACAGGAGCUUCCCUGGUAA
Messenger RNA from Fusarium fujikuroi IMI 58289, 744 nucleotides. Its product is annotated as related to ketoreductase. The record is from RefSeq and is a predicted model, not a curated record. The coding region runs from base 1 to 744 and encodes 247 amino acids. NCBI's taxonomy places the organism in Eukaryota, Fungi, Ascomycota, Sordariomycetes, Hypocreales, Nectriaceae. The transcript has a single exon.